Molecule: messenger RNA, 898 nt
Organism: Poecilia latipinna (sailfin molly)
Lineage: Eukaryota; Metazoa; Chordata; Actinopteri; Cyprinodontiformes; Poeciliidae
Exons: 5
Coding region: 1-753 (250 amino acids)
Biological process (GO): response to bacterium
Source: RefSeq, a predicted model, not a curated record
AUGAAGACGACUGAAGAAGACGAAGGCAUGUAUCACUGCGCUGUGAUUGAUUGGAACAAGAACAUUUGGCAAGGGAUCUAUUUGCUGAUAAAAGGAAACACUGUGGUGUCUUCAAAUUACACAGUUGUUCAGACUCCUACAAUAUCACAUCCAAUUCAUCCAGGAGACCCAGUGACCCUUCAGUGUUCGGUCCUCUCCAACUCUGACAGCAAGAAAUGUUCAGGAGAUCUGAAUUUGUUCUGGAUAAGAGCCGGAGACAAAUCUCUCCCAAACAUCAUCUACACUGAUGGAAACAGAGAAAACAAAUGUGAAGAGAAACUGGACUCUCAGCAGAGAUGUGUGUAUAACUUCUCUAAGACGGUCAACGCAUCUGAUGCGACUUUCUACUGUGCUGUGGCCACAUGUGGAGAGAUAUUCUUUGGGAAUGGAACCAAUCUGGAUAUUAAAGAUUCCAUCUUGUGGUCCAAUGACGCUGGAAAAGUCAUUAUUCUUCUCUCUGCUGCUCUGGCAAUAAGUCUGGUUGUGAUCGCUCUUCUUAUUUACUUCAUCCUGAAAAAUAAAUGUGUUCACUGUAAAGCUGAUUCAGAGUUGCAGAAAAACAUCAGCAGACAGAAACCUCAAGAGAGAUGUAAGGCUGGAUGGAUUUACUCUGCAGCCAUCUUUACUACAAUACACUCUGACUGGGCAGGACUGAAGAAAGAAGUAGAGAAAAAGAGGAUCUACGCCGCUGUCAAAGCUUUUGGAUUAAAUUGAGGAAAUUGUUUGCUUUAAUCUUAAACCAAAUAAAGGAAUAAAUAAUGAUUUCAUUUAUUUAUUGAAUAUAGAUUACUCAUACCCAUUUGGUUUUUGGUUUUGGUUUUUUUCUGUCUUAUUCCUUUUGUAAUUUCUGGUCAUUGGU